Messenger RNA from Trichophyton benhamiae CBS 112371, 849 nucleotides. RefSeq lists its product as uncharacterized. Gene Ontology annotation, cellular component: cytosol. Lineage: Eukaryota; Fungi; Ascomycota; Eurotiomycetes; Onygenales; Arthrodermataceae. Gene Ontology annotation, molecular function: oxidoreductase activity. The coding region runs from base 1 to 849 and encodes 282 amino acids. The transcript is spliced from 3 exons. The record is from RefSeq and is a predicted model, not a curated record.
AUGGCAGCUUUCACUUUCACUCAGCAUAGCUCGGUCUAUCCGGCCAUUGAUGCGAGCCAGCCAGAGCUCUCUCAGGCUGGUCGGACGGUUCUGAUUACGGGGGCAUCCUAUGGCAUCGGCUUCACGGCCGUGCAAGGCUUUGCAAAGGCAUCUGCGGCCAGAAUCAUCCUUUUGGCCCGCCAGCGAGACUCUUUGGCCUCAGCAUGCGAGCGGCUACGGGCGCAGAACCCAUCUUUCCAGGGCGAAUUAAUAACAUAUGUAUGCGACAUCGGCGACGCAAUCCGUGUCGCCCAAGUAUGGGAGGAUCUGAACCGAAAGUCCAUUGCGGUUGAUGUGAUGAUUGUGAAUGCUGGUGAUCCCGGUACCGAAGCCACUCUCGAUGCGAUCCCUUUGCAGCUGGCUUGGAGGGCCUUUGAGGUGAAUGUCCGCGGCAACCUGGACAUGAUGCAGCGGUUUGUGCAACAGGGGAAGACCGUGGAUUUCGGGGGAAGGACGGUUGCAUUCGCUUUCAUGGUCCAACAUCUGGCGACAGAGGUCCCCGUCGAGCAGAUCCAGAUUCUCAAUGUCCACCCGGGGGAUGUGUAUACAGAAGGAGUCCAAAAGAUGUGUGAAAAGGACUCCUGGCCCUCGUGGGAUGACUCGAGCCUUCCUGAGAAUUAUAUCGUCUGGGCAGCCUCGCCUGCCGCAUCCUUCCUGCAUGGCCGCUUCGUCUGGGCCACCUGGGACGUCACGGAGCUGAAGAGCUGCACAGCCCUGACAGACGGUAAACCGGGGAACAAGAACCUUCUCAAAAUCGGCGUGAAUGGGCUGGUCUUUGCCUUGCCUUCUAUGACUGUCUUGCUGCCCUAG